UGGCUUUACUUUUCAAUUUCUCAUUUUAUUUAUUUAAGUCGCCGUCUCCUUCUUCUUCAAGCCAAAAAGGUCUUCUCUUUUCACCGGUUCUCUCCACUCUUUGAUCUUUCCUCUGCAAAUCCACUCAAAGGAUGAGUAACCAACCAGCAACAAACGGUGUUACUCCACCCCCAGUUUCAGAUAGCAAGGCUACAGCAGCUGCAGCUGCCUCCGCUGUAGAGACAAAGCCAAAGAAGAAGAUAUGUUGUGCUUGCCCUGACACCAAGAAGCUGAGAGAUGAAUGCAUCGUAGAGCAUGGUGAAUCUGCUUGCGCUAAAUGGAUCGAAGCUCAUAAAAUGUGUCUCCGAGCUGAAGGUUUCAACGUCUGAAUAAAAGGCUUUUUAGUUUUUAUUAAAUACAGUAUUUGAUAGAUCAAAAAAAGUAAUGAGAGUAGUUCAUUGCCCCUUAAAAACAAGAGAUUGAUUCAUCUUGAGUAUUUGUAUUUGGAUACAGAGUCCCCCAUUUUGUUGUGGUUGAAAAUAAAAGUCCAAAGAAACUAAAGAAGCUUUGAUCUUUUUAAGGUUGUUUGAGUUCUUGUUCUGCUUAGUGGAUCAAAACUUUGAUUGCUCUGUAAUUUAUAGAUAGAAAGAGCUUCCACUAUUUUACUAAGAAAUGGGUUCC
Messenger RNA from Eruca vesicaria subsp. sativa (arugula), 660 nucleotides. The record is from the annotation of a GenBank genome assembly. NCBI's taxonomy places the organism in Eukaryota, Viridiplantae, Streptophyta, Magnoliopsida, Brassicales, Brassicaceae.